AUGGCUCCCAAAGGGAACGGGCCAUUGGUACCAAUUCUGGGCUUCCUGACGUGUGUGGCAUUCAUCUACCUCUCAUUUGGAGAUUUGUGGUCGGGUUACAACGGGGAGGCCGAGUUAGGGUUCGUGAAACGGAACGGGACGGAGUUCGUGGUUGAUGGAAAGGCGCUGUAUGUGAACGGGUGGAACUCGUACUGGUUCAUGGACCACGCCGUGAAUGAUCAUAGCAGACACCGUGUGGGGGCUAUGCUUGAAGCUGGAGCCAAGAUGGGUCUCACUGUUUGUAGGACCUGGGCCUUCAACGAUGGCGGCUACAACGCUCUCCAGAUCUCUCCUGGCAGAUUCGAUGAACGUGUCUUCAAGGCCUUGGAUCAUGUAAUCGCAGAGGCAAAGACACACGGUGUUAGGUUGCUUCUUAGCUUAGUGAAUAACUUACAAGCCUAUGGAGGCAAGACUCAGUACGUGAAUUGGGCAUGGCAAGAAGGUGUUGGUCUCAGCUCCUCCAAUGACUCCUUCUUCUUUGACCCUUCUAUCCGCAGAUACUUCAAGAAUUAUCUCACCGUGCUACUAACCCGGAAAAACUCGAUAACCGGGAUCGAGUACAGAAACGACCCAACAAUAUUUGCAUGGGAGUUGAUAAACGAGCCUCGCUGCUACACUGACAUCUCUGGGGAUACCCUCCAAGACUGGAUCAACGAAAUGACAGCAUUCAUAAAAUCGAUAGACAAGAAGCAUCUUCUAACCGUAGGCUUGGAAGGCUUCUACGGUCCCAAGAGCCCUAAACGGUUGACAGUUAACCCGGAACGGUGGGCCUCUGAGCUUGGCUCUGACUUUGUGCGAAACUCUCUUUCCCCAAACAUUGAUUUUGCCUCGGUUCAUAUCUACCCUGAUCACUGGUUUCACGAUAAGGGGUUUGAAGAGAAGCUAAAGUUUGUGGUGAAAUGGAUGCUAUCUCACAUUGAAGACGGGGACAAGGAACUCAAGAAGCCUGUUCUCUUCACCGAGUUUGGGCUGUCUAAUCUGAACAAGGACUACGAGCCGUCGCAGCGGGACAGGUUCUACAGAACAAUAUUUGAUGUCGUGUACAAAUCAGCGGAGCGGAGGAGGUCUGGUGCAGGGACACUGGUGUGGCAGUUUCUGAUACAUGGCAUGGAAGGCUUCAAUGAUGACUUUGGGAUUGUGCCCUGGGAACAAGAUUCCAUCCAGAGAUUGAUGAUUGAGCAAUCUUGCAGAUUGGCUCGGGUCGCAGGACGACAUCUUCAGGACAGCAAGUCCAGAGAUAUGUGUUCGCACAGACCAUGA
Molecule: messenger RNA, 1299 nt
Organism: Microthlaspi erraticum
Lineage: Eukaryota; Viridiplantae; Streptophyta; Magnoliopsida; Brassicales; Brassicaceae
Source: the annotation of a GenBank genome assembly